Messenger RNA from Penicillium arizonense, 1950 nucleotides. RefSeq names its product fungal specific transcription factor domain-containing protein. The coding region runs from base 1 to 1950 and encodes 649 amino acids. The record is from RefSeq and is a predicted model, not a curated record. Gene Ontology annotation, molecular function: RNA polymerase II cis-regulatory region sequence-specific DNA binding; zinc ion binding; DNA-binding transcription factor activity, RNA polymerase II-specific. NCBI's taxonomy places the organism in Eukaryota, Fungi, Ascomycota, Eurotiomycetes, Eurotiales, Aspergillaceae. Gene Ontology annotation, biological process: positive regulation of transcription from RNA polymerase II promoter by galactose; DNA-templated transcription. Gene Ontology annotation, cellular component: nucleus. The transcript is spliced from 7 exons.
AUGUCGUGCAAAACUUGUCAAUCGCGCAAUACAGAAUGUGUAUACAGAGACUACAUUCGGCAUCGACGCAAGAAAAAUGAAUAUGGAGACUCCAGUCCGAGGAACUCACCUCGUCCAGAACCGAGCUUGGCUCAAUCCUCGUCACAGCGGACACCAACUGUCAUGCAAGGUUUCACGAAGAGUGUCUCGGCAACACAUCAGGCUUCUCCGUCAUGCUCAAUGCAACUGUACUAUGGGCCUACUUCUCAUUUUUCUCUAAUGCAACACAUCUAUAGAGAUCUCGUGUCCCAUCCGACUGCCCAGCCUGAAUCGUCUGAGGGAGUUGUCGAAGCCUCAGCAGGCUUGGAUCUAUUCUCGUUUCGGCGGAUCUUCUUUGGGACACCCGAUUCAUAUGAAAACAACAAGUCUAACGGGAUAGGGGAUGUCCCAGUGAUGUUCCUGCCCUAUGACCUGGCCAAGUUGUUCAUGUCGAGAUUUCUAUCAUCCCUAUAUCAUAUGAUGCCGCAUCGUCCCAAAAUAUGGUAUGAACAGUGUCUCGACCGACUAUAUCAUUCUUCUCCCACGAACACUUUAGAUACCCUCACUCAGGCGAUCAUCUUGCUCGCCAUGGCGUGUACAUCACUUGGCACGGAUCACUUUGCCUGGGGCGAUAUACUGUUUGAGCGUGUUAAGGCUUCAAUGACACCAUUUGAUGAUGUGGUCAAUCUUCAAACCAUUCAGAAUGAACAAGGUCGUCCCAAUUCGGCAUUCUUACACCUCGGCACGGCUUCUAGGAAGGCCUUGGCAGCUGGAAUGCACAAGGAUGUUCCUCACGGUAUUGAUCAAUCACCGGAAAACCUUGAAGAACGACGAGUCACAUUUUGGUCUCUUUACGCUUACGAAACCUGGUUUUGCUUUCAUGCAGGUCGCCCUUCGUCUCUGUCACUGAAGGACGUCGCAAUUGACGUGGCACAAGAUCCCUUCAUUCGAUUAUUGGCAGAGCUCUGCAAAACCAUUACUCGGACCUCCGAUGAAAUUUAUGGUCAGCGGCAUGAGUCUUUGUUGCAUAUGUGGAAAGUGGCACGAACCAUAGCAGAUGACCUCCGUGGCCACGAAGCCCAUAUGAGACAAGCUUUGAGGAUUGGUCUUGAUUCUGGUAUCCAAACGGGAUCCCUUGGGGUUCGGCAAACGAUAUUCACCACCCUAUACUAUCAUACCAUGCUUCUCACAUUCCGCCCGUUUUUGAUAUUCCGUGGUCAUUGGCAGCGUGACCUAAAAAUGUCACUUAACAGAUCCAAGGUCAAUACCACAAAUCGCCCGACAGAAACGCCAUCUUGGCUCAAUGAAGCUUGUAAUCAUGCUACCACUGCUGCCCAGAAAACAAUUCAUCAUCUGUGCGAAGCUUCCAGACUCAAUGACCUGGUUCGACAACUUCGCUACCACGGCUAUUUUAUAGGAAGUUCCACUUUCACCCUCAUUUACGAAUUUAUUCAUAAUCCGAGUGUCGCACCCACCUACCUACCAUGGGUAUACGCUUCAAUGCAAAAUCUUGCCUCAAUGCGCGCAGGGGAUCCUGUCACAAGCACAAUAUCAGCCCUUCAGACCGUACUUUGCAAGAUCAACGCAACAUACGGAUGGUCUUCAUAUCCGUCGAUAGUUGGAGGACAAAUCACGCAGCCAGAAAUGACAACAGCCACACAACAAGGACUUUCCCGCAAACGCACUAACAGUUCAGUCUUGAAUGACUCUGCUUUAUCUCAAAAUCCGUCCUUUGGAUAUCGCCCAGAUCUGCCGGUAUCACCUUGGAAUCUCCCACAGCUUGACAUGCCAGAAACGGGAGGAUCUGGCGGAUCUGGAGAGGAGUUACUUGAUUUUACGCAGUCUGAUAUGGGCUGGGACUUUGACUUUUCCACCAUGGAUCUUGAGGCGUUCUUUUCUGUAUAUCAGUCCAAUGACGCACCGACCUUUUGA